CGCGCGGGGGCGGCGCCGGGGAGGAGCGCGCUGCGCCGCCGCCCGGCCUGCCGCCGCUCGGUGCGGGUCCGCGGGGCGCGAGGAGCGGCGGGGCCGCGGCCUGGAACAAAGGGAGGCCGGCGGCGCGGGGGCGGCGCGAGCAUGGCGGACCGCAGCCUGGAAGGCAUGGCGCUGCCCCUGGAGGUGCGCGCCCGGCUGGCCGAGCUGGAGCUGGAGCUGUCGGAAGGAGACAUCACACAAAAAGGAUAUGAAAAGAAGAGAUCAAAAUUGAUUGGAGCCUACCUGCCCCAGCCCCCGACAGCGAAUGGAGCUGCCGUGGUCCGGUGUAGACUGCAGCACAGUGAAGGAGCCCCGAGAAGAAUGCUGCAGGCUGGCAACAUCGGGGUGUGUGACAUCCGAGACGCCGCGGUCAGAGAGCGGGCGGCCAGCACCGCAGGAAACCGGCCACUGUUUUACUUUCGUUUCGGAGUGGAUCAAGCUCUGCCUCCAGAGCGCCGGGCUCCAGUUACUCCUUCCUCCGCCUCUCGCUACCACCGCCGAAGGUCCUCAGGGUCACGAGAUGAGCGCUAUCGGUCGGACGUCCACACAGAAGCUGUCCAGGCUGCGCUCGCUAAACACAAAGAAAGGAAGAUGGCAGUGCCUAUGCCUUCCAAACGCAGGUCCUUGGUUGUGCAGACCUCGAUGGACGCCUACACACCCCCAGAUACCUCGUCUGGCUCGGAAGACGAAGGCUCGGUGCAGGGAGACUCCCAGGGGACCCCCACCUCCAGCCAGGGCAGCAUCAACAUGGAGCACUGGAUCAGCCAGGCCAUCCACGGCUCCACCACCUCCACCACCUCCUCCUCGUCCACCCAGAGCGGGGGCAGCGGCGCUGCCCAUAGGCUGGCCGACGUCAUGGCUCAGACGCACAUAGAAAAUCACUCUGCACCUCCCGAUGUAACCACUUACACCUCAGAACACUCAAUACAAGUAGAAAGGCCGCAGGGCUCCACGACGUCGAGGACAGCCCCAAAGUACGGCAAUGCUGAGCUCAUGGAGACGGGCGAUGGAGUGCCUGUAAGUAGCCGGGUGUCAGCCAAAAUCCAGCAACUUGUCAAUACCCUCAAACGACCCAAACGACCACCGUUACGGGAAUUCUUCGUCGAUGACUUUGAAGAACUGCUAGAAGUUCAACAACCAGAUCCAAACCAGCCAAAGCCAGAGGGAGCCCAGAUGUUGGCGAUGCGUGGGGAACAGCUGGGUGUGGUUACGAAUUGGCCCCCAUCUUUAGAAGCAGCGUUACAGCGAUGGGGGACCAUCUCACCAAAGGCCCCGUGCUUGACCACGAUGGACACGAAUGGGAAACCUCUGUACAUCCUCACUUACGGCAAACUGUGGACAAGAAGUAUGAAGGUUGCUUACAACAUUCUGCAUAAAUUAGGUACAAAACAAGAACCUAUGGUGCGACCUGGAGAUAGGGUGGCGCUGGUGUUCCCCAACAAUGACCCUGCUGCCUCCAUGGUGGCUUUCUACGGCUGCCUGCUGGCCGAGGUUGUGCCUGUGCCCAUCGAGGUGCCCCUCACGAGAAAGGACGCAGGAAGCCAGCAGAUCGGGUUCCUGCUUGGAAGCUGUGGGGUGACUGUAGCCUUGACGAGCGACGCUUGCCACAAAGGGCUGCCGAAGAGCCCGACGGGGGAGAUCCCGCAGUUCAAAGGUUGGCCAAAGCUAUUAUGGUUUGUCACAGAGUCAAAGCAUCUCUCUAAACCUCCUCGAGAUUGGUUCCCGCACAUUAAGGAUGCUAAUAACGACACUGCGUAUAUCGAGUACAAGACGUGCAAGGACGGGAGCGUGCUUGGGGUGACCGUGACGAGGGUCGCGCUUCUGACCCACUGCCAGGCCCUCACACAGGCGUGUGGCUACACAGAAGCUGAAACAAUUGUGAAUGUGUUGGAUUUCAAGAAAGACGUUGGGCUCUGGCAUGGAAUCCUAACAAGUGUCAUGAACAUGAUGCACGUGAUCAGCAUCCCCUACUCGCUGAUGAAGGUGAACCCGCUGUCCUGGAUUCAGAAGGUCUGCCAGUACAAAGCAAAAGUGGCCUGUGUCAAAUCCAGGGACAUGCACUGGGCGUUGGUGGCGCACAGGGACCAGAGAGACAUCAACCUCUCCUCUCUGCGGAUGCUGAUAGUGGCUGACGGCGCAAAUCCCUGGUCCAUUUCUUCUUGUGAUGCAUUCCUCAAUGUCUUCCAAAGUAAAGGUCUGCGCCAGGAGGUCAUCUGUCCCUGUGCCAGCUCGCCAGAGGCUCUCACCGUGGCCAUCCGGAGGCCCACUGAUGACAGCAACCAGCCCCCAGGCCGCGGUGUCCUCUCCAUGCACGGGCUGACCUACGGGGUCAUCCGGGUGGACUCGGAGGAGAAGCUGUCUGUGCUCACUGUGCAGGACGUCGGCCUCGUCAUGCCUGGAGCCAUCAUGUGUUCAGUGAGGCCGGACGGGCUUCCCCAGCUGUGCCGGACGGACGAAGUCGGGGAGCUCUGUGUGUGUGCGGUUGCCACGGGCACAUCCUACUACGGCCUCUCGGGCAUGACCAAGAACACCUUUGAGGUGUUCCCGGUGACAAGCUCAGGGGCCCCGGUCAGCGAGUACCCCUUCGUGAGGACGGGCCUGCUGGGCUUCAUCGGCCCCGGGGGCCUCGUGUUCGUGGUGGGCAAGAUGGAUGGGCUCAUGGUGGUCAGCGGGCGCAGACACAACGCCGAUGACAUCGUGGCCACGGCCUUGGCCGUGGAGCCCAUGAAAUUCGUCUACAGGGGAAGGAUAGCUGUGUUUUCAGUGACCGUGCUGCAUGAUGAGAGGAUCGUGAUCGUAGCGGAGCAGAGGCCGGAUUCCACGGAGGAGGACAGCUUCCAGUGGAUGAGCCGGGUGCUGCAGGCAAUUGACAGCAUACAUCAAGUUGGGGUUUAUUGUCUGGCCUUGGUUCCAGCAAACACCCUCCCCAAAACCCCCCUCGGGGGCAUCCAUUUGUCAGAAACAAAGCAGCUUUUCCUGGAGGGCGCACUUCACCCCUGCAACGUCCUGAUGUGCCCCCACACGUGCGUCACAAACCUGCCUAAGCCUCGGCAGAAGCAACCAGAGAUCGGCCCUGCCUCUGUGAUGGUGGGGAACCUGGUGUCUGGGAAGAGGAUCGCACAGGCCAGCGGCAGAGACCUGGGCCAGAUAGAAGACAAUGACCAGGCCCGGAAGUUCCUGUUCCUCUCGGAGGUCCUGCAGUGGAGGGCGCAGACCACCCCCGAUCACGUGCUGUACACGCUGCUCAACUGCAGGGGCACAAUAGCGAACUCGCUGACAUGUGUCCAGCUUCACAAGCGGGCGGAGAAGAUAGCUGUGAUGCUGAUGGAGAGGGGACACCUGCAGGACGGGGACCACGUCGCUCUGGUCUACCCACCGGGAAUAGACCUCAUUGCAGCAUUUUAUGGCUGCCUGUAUGCCGGCUGUGUGCCGAUCACCGUCCGUCCUCCACACCCGCAGAACAUCGCAACCACGCUGCCGACCGUGAAGAUGAUCGUGGAGGUGAGCCGCUCCGCCUGUUUGAUGACAACACAACUGAUCUGUAAAUUGUUGCGGUCCAGGGAGGCAGCUGCAGCCGUAGACGUCAGGGCCUGGCCCCCUAUACUGGACACAGAUGAUUUGCCAAAGAAGCGGCCUGCUCAGAUCUACAAACCUUCCAACCCAGACACGCUAGCCUAUCUUGAUUUUAGUGUGUCCACGACUGGGAUGCUAGCUGGAGUGAAGAUGUCUCACGCAGCCACCAGUGCCUUCUGCCGUUCUAUUAAGCUGCAGUGUGAGCUCUACCCCUCUAGAGAAGUGGCCAUCUGCCUGGACCCUUACUGUGGACUUGGGUUUGUCCUGUGGUGCCUCUGUAGUGUGUACUCUGGGCACCAGUCCAUCCUCAUCCCGCCUGCAGAGCUGGAGACCAACCCUGCCCUGUGGCUGCUUGCUGUGAGCCAGUACAAAGUCCGGGAUACGUUUUGCUCCUACUCAGUGAUGGAACUGUGUACCAAGGGGCUAGGCUCGCAGACAGAAUCCCUCAAGGCACGAGGACUGGACUUGUCCCGUGUGCGGACCUGUGUGGUGGUGGCAGAAGAACGGCCCCGAAUAGCACUCACCCAGUCAUUCUCAAAACUGUUUAAAGACCUGGGCCUCCAUCCGCGGGCCGUUAGCACCUCGUUUGGCUGUAGAGUGAACCUGGCAAUUUGCUUGCAGGGGACCUCGGGGCCCGACCCGACCACCGUCUACGUGGACAUGAGAGCUUUGAGACACGACAGAGUCCGUUUGGUGGAAAGAGGAUCUCCUCAUAGUUUGCCCCUCAUGGAAUCAGGAAAGAUACUUCCAGGGGUUCGGAUCAUAAUUGCCAACCCAGAAACGAAAGGACCAUUGGGAGACUCACACUUGGGUGAGAUCUGGGUUCACAGUGCCCACAAUGCCAGUGGUUAUUUCACUAUUUACGGAGAUGAAUCCCUCCAGUCAGAUCACUUCAACUCGAGAUUAAGUUUUGGAGACACACAGACAGUUUGGGCACGAACAGGCUAUUUGGGGUUCCUGCGGAGAACUGAACUUACGGAUGCAAACGGAGAGCGCCAUGACGCCCUCUACGUGGUGGGGGCCCUGGACGAGGCCAUGGAGCUGCGGGGCAUGAGGUACCACCCGAUAGACAUCGAGACCUCGGUCAUCAGAGCCCACAAGAGUGUCACAGAAUGGAACCAGUCAACGCGCCUGGGUCUGCAGUUGGCUGCUGAGCUGUCUGACCCCAGCGUGUCUGGAGCCCACAGCGCCGUGUUCACCUGGACCAACCUGCUGGUGGUGGUGGUGGAGCUGGACGGGUCCGAGCAGGAAGCGCUGGACCUGGUGCCUCUGGUGACCAACGUGGUGCUGGAGGAGCAUUACCUGGUGGUGGGCGUGGUGGUGGUGGUGGACGUGGGCGUCAUCCCCAUCAACUCGCGCGGCGAGAAGCAGCGCAUGCACCUGCGUGACGGCUUCCUGGCCGACCAGCUGGACCCCAUCUACGUGGCCUACAACAUGUAGGCACCCCCGGAGGCUGGCCGCCUGCCCGCUGUCGCCAGGGUGCGGACGCCAGGGCGGGUCCCGGGCGGGGCCUCCGCCCCGCGGGAGGGCGAAACCCCCGCUCGCCCUGGGCGGCUCGGCGUGAGACGUGAAAUGUGAAGUUUGCGCGGAAGGACGUCGCGUUGCUGCCUCCAGUUUGUCGGAAAAGCCCAUUUCAAAACCUUUCCUUUCUUUUUUUUUUAAUGAUUGGAUAAUAAGUGCUUUCUUCGUAAAUGUGGUAUUUUGUUAAGCCAAAAUAGCAAUUAAAAAAAAUAUUCUGCCCUCCAGGUGGGUUCUUUUAAACAAUUUAUGUAGUGUGACAAAGAAUUGUUUUCUCUGUUUUAAUGUGUCAUGAAAUCUUAAUGCCAUGGACCUGCUACUAAUUUAAGCCAUUGCUGGAGCUCAUCCUUUUAGGACAGUUUGUUGAGGUACGAGAAAACCUUCCAAAUAGCACCUUCCAAUUAGAUUGUAGCAGCUUUCUUUGUCAGAAAUGUGCUGAAGAAACAGGCUAAUAAUCGGCCUUUGAAGUUAGCAUAGAAUGAGAAGAAAUUAUAAAUACGGUGUAUUUCGGCAAUUACCUUGCAGAUAUCUUUGUACUAAACUAAAAAGAUAAAAUAAGUUAACUUCAUAUGUAAUUAUGUACAAAACGUUUAAUUUAUUUUGAUCUCUUUAGAAGUAUAACAGAGAAAACAUUCAAGAAUAUUAAAGUCUUGUAAUGUUUGCUAAUAUAAAAAGUGUUGUAUUAUCUUGCGUGGAUAGCAUCACAACAAAUAUAUAUAUAUGAAAUAUAAAUUCACUAAGAACAGAGGAGAUUUUAAAGUUUAAAACGCAGAACCUGUCACUUGCAUGGUGUCCCCUCCACUGCACGGUAGAUAGACUCUCGCCCUGCUGCUGGUGUGCGCGCCCGACGGCCAGCGGUGCCGUGGGAACUGUUGCUCGGGAACCGGAGACCAGCAGGCGGCGGCGGCACCCCAGAGGUGGCGGGCUGGAGCUGGCCGUGCACGUCUCCCUCCGCUGCAGGGUCGGACGGACCGUCGGUGCCGCGUGUGCCCGCCGCGUGCCCAACGCACGGCACGGCCCAGGGAGCAGCUGGCCUACAGCACGCACUCUCUCAGCUGCAAGAAUUCGUUGCACAAUUUCCAUCGUUUUGGUUUGUGUCGCCUUUUCCUGGUUCUCGGUACGAAAAGGAACGUCGUCCCGCAGUCGUGUGCAGCGGGUAGUGCUGACCCCUCGCGGCCCUGAGGGAAGAGACUCCCCCGGAGGGGUUGCGCCUGGGGAGCCCACCGCCAGGACGUCGGAGCUGCUGGCUGGGGCCAGAGGCCGCCGUCACUGCACCUUCUGCAAGGACACGCGUCUGAUUUCUGUCUCUUGCUGCUGCCACCCCACACGCCUGGGAACCUCCAGCGCUCCUCUCACACCCCUGGCUCCUCGCACACCCCUGGCUCCUCGCAUACCCCUGCGUCGGACCGGCCUGGCCGCGCCCGCUCAGUCUGCGUGAGGUCCCCUUGGUGAUGGCCCCGGGGUACCCUGUGGGGGCCUGUGCGGGUCUGCACGACUGAGAUUGCUGCUGGGAGAUGAGAGCCUUUCUGUGAGGUUGUCUUAUCGCCCUUUGCUCGUGUGCUGGCAGUGAGCCCUUUGCUACAAGAGAGUUUUGUUUGACUUCUGAGAUCCAAGGCUAAUUGCUGUUAAAAUUUUAAGUGGCAUAUUUUUUUUUUUAAAUUUGUCUGCAUGUGGGGUGCAUUCUUCCAUCUCCACAAGUCAUUUGAUUUUUAAAAUAUUGUUUGACUUCAUUGCUGUGUAUGAACACUUCUCUACAUGCUUCAGAUACACAUUCCCACAGUCUUCUGCUUCCUAAGGGGGACAAACCCCACCACACAGAGAAGAGACACUUACACACGCCCACCUUGUGUAAGGGGAGGAGUUUAAGGCUUCGGGUCAGACAAUGACAAGGAAACGGGACUGCAGGUGACUCGAGAGGCCCAGCAAGGGGGGGAGGUCGGUCCUGCCAUCCUGAGUCAGUGUUGAGGUCCAGAGGGCUCAGGGCUGGGAUUCAAGUUCUGUUGUGCAAGAAGAAGGAAAGGAGACACUAAGUACCACCGUUUAGCAAUAAAGGAGGAUCGUUCUGUACUAGAAACUGUGCUGUGGACGAGUCAUUCAUGAGAACGUAACCCGUGUUUGUCUUGCAACCUUGUGCUUUUGGAGUCAGACAAAACCGUGUGGUCACCUUGCACAAAGGAGGGUACACAGCGGUCACUGAGACCCAGACCAACCCGACAGGGCGGCCCCCUCAUGGUGCUUGUUUAUUAUAUCUAUUUAAUCCUGCUUGACACUUUACCCGAGGGAAACGGUCCCUCUUACCAGUCGGAUGCUAGCUGCGUUAUUUCAUAGUGUGGUGACUGGUUAGAGAAAUUCAUGUGCUCAACCAAUCACGGUUUCAAACACAAUUUUUAUGUGCAAAGGACGGCAACCUUCUCGUAUGUUAAACCACCAGUAAGCUUUGUACAUCUGUGAUAACGCCUGUUUUAUAUUCAAAUGAACAAAUAAAAGCUUUUAUUUUUGUUGCUCUGAAAAUAGCAGUUUCUUACUUGGUCCCCUGGAAAACUGGGCCAGCUUCCAUCCCAGGAAGGAAGUGACUCCUACCAGGAAUGUAUCUGACUCUGUUUACAUAAUUUGUUGCGUUACUUAUCAAUACAGAUAAUCAUACUUUGAACAAUGUUUAAAUUUUGAUGUGGGCAUUUACUGCUAAAAAAAUUCCUAUG
Molecule: messenger RNA, 7829 nt
Organism: Hippopotamus amphibius kiboko
Lineage: Eukaryota; Metazoa; Chordata; Mammalia; Artiodactyla; Hippopotamidae
Gene: DIP2C
Product: disco interacting protein 2 homolog C
Exons: 39
Coding region: 142-5052 (1636 amino acids)
Source: RefSeq, a predicted model, not a curated record